UGACAGAAUUUACUGAAAUAACCUAAAAUCAGCACGUGUUGAAAAUUUAUACAUCAAACGCUGCCAAAGUGAUUUAAAUUAGCAAAUAAAUUCGAAAGCGAUUUGAUUUAGUGAUUUUUAUUUCAGGCGACGGUUAUUUCAUAAGUAAUAGAUAAUAAUAAAAAAAUGAAGAACAAGCACAAAUCAAAAUAUGUCCACUCUGAUGUUGGAGAUGAAAACUCCAAUGAGGUUCAGAAGAAAUGGUUUGAAGAGAACGUUAGCGACCCAAAAGGCUUUCAACCGGUAACAGAACAAGUUUUAAUAGAAUUGAAAGAUGAAGCAAAGAAAUGUCUUGAUUCAGAUGUAGCGAACUACAAUAUCAAAAAUGCGAAGAAAAACCCUAAUUAUAAAUGGAUGAAAACAGUCAUGUCAAAGGGAACAGUUGCUGAUAAGAUAGCUGCAUGUACUGUUUCUAUUCAGGAUAAUCCUAUAUGCAGUUUGGAUAUUUUACAAAACUUAGUUAAUAUGAUUAAAGUGGGUAAAAAAAAAGAAUGCACAAUGGUAAUGGAAACUCUUACCGAAUUAUUUUUGUCAGACCUGUUACGACCUGAUCAAAAGCUAAAGCCUUUUUCUCAAAGACCUCUUUCACUCCUGAAUGAUUUAUCAUCUGGAAAUGCAGUGACUAGGAGAAAAUUACUUGCUGUUUGGUAUUUUGAAGACCAACUAAAAGAAUUGUAUACAAAUUUUGUGUUGGCUUUAAAUAAUGUUGCCCAUGAUGUGCUUGACACCAAUAAGGAAAAAGCUAUCUCGGCAAUGUUUAAAUUGUUAGCUGGAAAUCCAGAACAAGAAAAGAAUUUACUUAUGUAUUUAGUGAAUAAACUUGGAGAUCCUUCUCAAAAAGUAGCUUCAAAAGCAAUUUAUAGUUUGGGACAGUUACUGUUCAAACAUCCAAAUAUGCAAGGAGUGGUACUAAGCGAAGUAGAAAAAUUACUAUUUCGUUCAAACAUUUCUUCAAAGGCACAGUACUAUGGACUGUGUUUUUUAUCCCAAUUUUAUCUAAGCCACGAAACUAGUGAAGUAGCCAGAAGACUCAUGGAAGUAUAUUUCUCGUUUUUUAAAGCCUGCGUUAAAAAGGGCGAAGUGGACAGCAGAAUGAUGUCCGCUUUGUUAAUGGGUGUUAAUAGAGCAUAUCCCUAUGCAAAACUGGAAAUGAAGAAAAUUUCAGAACAUAUAGAUACAAUUUAUCGAGUUGUACAUAUUGCAAAUUUCAACAUCAGUUUACAUGCCCUUACCUUACUGUACCAAGUUUCCGAUCAGGAAGAAAAUGUUUCAGACAGGUUUUAUUCAGCUCUGUAUAAGAAACUCAUUGAUCCAAAACUGUUGACAACAACACACCAAGCUAUGUUACUGAGUCUAAUUUAUAAGGCAGUCUUGAAAGACAAGGACCUUGCACGUGUGAAGGUUUUUAUUAAAAGAUUGUUACAACUUGUUUUGUUCAUGCAGCCAUCAUUUGCAUGUGGUGUUCUUUAUCUUGUUUCCCAAUUAAUGGGUAAGAAAACCGGAAUUCAAUCUCUUAUUUUGAAACAAACGACAGUUAAUGGUCUAGAAGAAGAUGACGAGGAGAAAUAUCAUGAUGUAAAGACUGACGAAGAAAUAGAAAUUAAACAUGAAAAUGAAAUUGAUGAAGAAGAUGAAGAUAUUAAACCUGACGUAUCCAUCCUCAACCAAUCUGUAUCACAACUGAGCUGGGAUCACUGUGCUAAUUUACGGAAAAAAGAAAAUAAGCAACCAAUUCAGUACAAUCCUUUAAGUCGGAAUCCUUUAUAUGCUGGUGGUGAUUUUUGUGCAUAUACUGAAUUAAUUCGCUUAAAAAAUAGUUACCACCCAACUGUAGCUUUGUAUGCUACUAAUAUACUAGAAGGAAACAUAAUAAAAUAUUCAGGAGAUCCUUUAAAAGACUAUACUUUAAUACGAUUUUUAGAUAGAUUUGUUUUUAAGAAUCCAAAAAAAUUUGAAGAAGGAGCUGUACAAGGUGCUCAUCCUACUUUCGGAAAAAGAAAAAUGUAUCUUCCAAAAGGUAUCCGGUCUUUGCCGGUCAAUUCGACAAAUUAUUUAAAUGAAAAUUCCAAAAAUAUUCCCGUGGAUGAAUUAUUUAUGCACAGCUACUUGAAGAACAAACAAAAAGAAAAAAUUAAAUCUGAAAGCAACGAAGACGACGAAAGCGACAUAGAAUCUGUUCAAAGUGAGGAAUUUGAAGAUAUGUUAGAUAAAAUGGCGGGAAUUUCACGAGAAGAAGAUAUAGAUUUCUUAAACGAGAUUGGAGAUAAUCUAAAGAAAAAAGAGAAGAAAACUAAGAAUAAAAAACAACAAAGCGAAGAUGAUGCUUCUGAAGAAGAAAGUGGCGCAUCUGAAGAUGAAUUUUUGGAAGAUGAUGACGAUUUUGAUGAAGAUAAUGAUAUGGAUGAAGACGAUCUUGAAAUGACUGAAAACGACAAAGAACUCUUUGAAGAUUUAGAUGAUGAAGAUGAAGAAUUUGUUUUUGAGGAGGAAAGCACCUCCAAGAAAAAUAAAUCAAAAAAGAAAGGCAAUAAAGACGAUAGUUCUAUUUUUGCGUCUGCUGAAGAAUUUGCGUCUUUAUUAGAAGAUGAAGGUAGUUCAAAAUUGGCGCCUGGUAGUUCUAGCGCAUUUGCUAAUAAAGAUAAUGCAAAUGUUAAACAAAUUGAAUGGGAAGACCACAGAAAUAGAUGGUUGCGCGGUUUUGAUAAAGCAGUAGGACAAAAUAAAAGCAAACAUUUUGGAAAGAAAAGGAAGAAUCAAAGUAAAUUUGAGAACAAAAAAAAGAGGGAAAGAAACAAGUGAAUAACUGUUUAAAUGUUAAUAUUUUUACUUUAAAUCCCUACAUUUUUAUUGGUAUUUAUAAAGAAUACUUUUAAUUUAGUUAUUAAAAUCCUACUUCGCA
Molecule: messenger RNA, 2938 nt
Organism: Zophobas morio
Lineage: Eukaryota; Metazoa; Arthropoda; Insecta; Coleoptera; Tenebrionidae
Product: CCAAT/enhancer-binding protein zeta-like
Exons: 15
Coding region: 166-2838 (890 amino acids)
Cellular component (GO): nucleus
Source: RefSeq, a predicted model, not a curated record